Siniperca chuatsi (mandarin fish) is the source of this 2697-nucleotide messenger RNA. RefSeq lists its product as uncharacterized. Lineage: Eukaryota; Metazoa; Chordata; Actinopteri; Centrarchiformes; Sinipercidae. Gene Ontology annotation, biological process: positive regulation of T cell proliferation; negative regulation of T cell proliferation; cellular response to lipopolysaccharide. The record is from RefSeq and is a predicted model, not a curated record. The transcript has 4 exons. The coding region runs from base 1789 to 2544 and encodes 251 amino acids. Gene Ontology annotation, cellular component: external side of plasma membrane.
CACAACAUUUUCUGGUAAAGGUUUUGGCUGGGACAUGAACAAGAAAGUGAAACAGUACAAAUGAGAUACUAUAGUAGCCCUUUGUAAAAGAGAAAUGAAAACCACAGUUAAGGAGAAGUUGAAGCAGCGAGAAGAGAGAACAGGAAGGUGGCUUUACAACAGUCAAAGGAAAGCCGGUGUGAAGAGGAAACUGUAAUAUCCAGGCUCCGGUUGGGCCACACAGGGUUAAACAGCACAUUAUGUAAAAUAGGAAAGCAUCACACAGGAAGAUGCUCAUUCUGGGACCAAGAAGAAACUGUGGGACAUGUUGUGAUUUACUGUCCAAAAUAUGACGCCGAGAGAAGAGAGCUGACCCUGAAGCUUAGAGAAAUAAAGACCAGGUUUGAUCUACGAGAUCUUUCACAAACAAGUUCUGGAGAGAAGUGUUAUCUGCUGUUGCUUCAGUAUCUGAGGAGAACACGUCUCAGUUUAUUGUCUUUAUUUAAUCAUUAGUGAAGGGACAGCUAGAGUCCCGAUCCACACUCCAGUCCAGCUGGUGGCGGUAACGCACCAUAACGUUGGAAAGAAAAGGAAGAAGAGUAACUCAAGUGAAUCCGGUCAGACGGUGAAGAAAGAGGAGAAGUAUCUUGUCGGGAUGGUCGCUGUGACACACACAGACGGCAUCUUCAAGAAUCCACAUGAGGUCUGAAAGUCUGUAGGAGGAAAGCUCGGAGAUGUCAGAUCUGUCAGGAUAACAGGAAGUGGGAUGGUUCUCACUGACUGCCUGUCAAAGCGUCAGAGAGACACAGCUCUGAAGAUUCAUGCGUUUAGAGAUCACAGCGGUGUGGACUGCUUCCUCCUCGGAGCAGAAGUGAAGAAGAAGGGGAGUAAUAAAGUCAGAUAAACAUGCAUUAGAUAAAGCAGACGGUGGAGGCCGAGUCAUGUCGGGAGGCUGAAGGUGUGUGUGAGGCAAGAAGGCUGACAAGAUUCAGAAACGGGGAGGAGGAGGAGAGUAGCUCGGUGUGUUUGACGUUUGAGGAGGAGUUACCAGAGAGAGUGGAUCUAGAUCAUGUGUGUUACAGGGUGAGGGAGCUCCUCUCAGGUGUUUCUGCUGUCAGGAAUAUGGACGAGUUGCUGCAGGAUGAAGAGGAGGCAGGAGGUGUGGGAAGGAUAACUGGAGAAAGAGCAAGCAAAGUGUCUGCACUGCGAAGGGAAACCACCAUACGGGAUCAGCACAGAGCCCAGAGAGAAUUAAGGAAGUAAAAAUGAAUGAGAUCAGAGCAGAAAGGGGAUUGUCAUACGCUGAAGCUGCUAAGAGAAUGGAGAGAAACGGUGAAAUGGUGCAAAAGGAAAAGGAGCAGAAAGGAAAUGGAGAUGAGCGGAACAUCAGUAUGGACAAGAAGCGAUUUCUGGCAUUUCUUGCCACGGUUAUAAACUGUGCUGCUGGAAUAAAGGGGGAGUCGGAAAGGAUUAAGAUGGCGCUGGACGCUGCAAGGAGGUUCCUGAAUGCUGUGGACACAUCUGGAGAGGAUCCAGAUGUUACACUGAGGGAAGGAGCUGCACCGGCUCAGACACUUGGGUCUGGGUUAGAGACUGGACUAUGGCAUGGGAGCACUUUAGGUGGACACUGUAAAUAGUUUAAACUGUGAAGCUGUUAAAAUCCAGUAGGUGGCGGUAAUGAACAAUUAGGGACGCCGAGCGCCAUAAAACUCAACAGAAGAAGAAGAAGAAGAAGAAGAAGAAGAAGAAGAAGAAGAAGAAGAAUGAACCAUGAACAUGUAGAUCAGCUGUCCGUCUGUUGAACUGAUAAUGAAGUUCAGACAUAAAGCUGCUCGCUCGCCUUCAAACACGGAGAAGAUGACCUGCAGCAUCCUGCUGCUCAUCACCCUGACCUCCUGCGUCUGUGGUUCGUUUCCACCUGCAGGAACAUUUGUAGUGAAUGUGACACAGAGCUCCUAUCAGGCAGAGGAGAACGAGGACAUCACACUGGAAUGGACGUUCACAACCAAACCUGAUAGUUCAAACUCCCUUAAUAUCUUCUGUGACCUGAUUACUGAUCACAAGGUCUCAGUCCUGUAUCAUCUGCAUGAAGGUGUUGAGGUCCCAGAGUCUCAGGAUGGACAGUUUGCAGGACGAGUCCAGUGUGACAGAGACGUCCUCAGAGAAGGACGACUCAGACUUCAUGUGUCCAGACUCAGGACUGAGGACUCGGGCCUGUACCUGUGUGACGUGAACACAAAUUAUGGUGGCCGUGUUGGUAAAAGCAGACUCAAUGUCACUGAUGUGUUUGGUCUCUUUACAGCAGCGAGGGAUCGGCCCGAACCUGAGAGACCAAACACAGGAAGUCGGGGAAUGAUCGUCCUCUACUGUGCACUGGGACUGACAGCAGCAGCAGCAGCAGCAGCUGUGCUGGGUGUUUGUUACUGUUUAUUCAGACGCUUUCAACCUGGUGAACAAAGUCCACCCAGUCAGUCUCAGCCUGGUGAACAGAAGAUUGCUGCUCAGUCCAGUGAUGGAUCUGAGCAAAGUUACACAUCAGCAGAUGGCUCAGAGGAAACAGUUUGAUCAACAAUGUAAACGAGACAAGACUGUUAGAAUUCAACUUUAUACCACGGACACAGAAAAUACCAGUUUCCCAUUGGCUGGCAGGUAAUAAAACUGUCCAUCAGAGCACAUCAAACAUACCAGCAGGUAACCAUAGCAACAACUUUGAUGCUU